Papaver somniferum (opium poppy) is the source of this 870-nucleotide messenger RNA. RefSeq lists its product as uncharacterized. The record is from RefSeq and is a predicted model, not a curated record. Bases 1 to 870 code for a protein of 289 amino acids. The transcript has a single exon. Lineage: Eukaryota; Viridiplantae; Streptophyta; Magnoliopsida; Ranunculales; Papaveraceae.
AUGGCUUUAUGGGAGAAAGAAAAUUUCGGGUUCGUUGAUGGAUCUCUUACCAAACCAACUUCCACUAACGACUUGCACGCUUGGGAAAGAUGUAACGACUUGGUCGGCAGUUGGAUUCUGAAAUCGGUGAUACCAGAAAUCAAGGCUAGUAUCAUGUAUAAUGAUGAUGCUCAAGCUAUUUGGAAAGAUUUGCGAGAUCGAUUUUCGCACACAAAUGCUCCCAAAAUAUUUCAGCUCAAAAAGGUCAUCAUGUCUCUAAGACAAGAUGCUCUAACCGUCUCUGAAUAUUACACUCAGUUGAAAGCUCUGUGGGAUGAACUUAGUUCGCUCACUCCUAUUGAACCAUGUAUCCAUAGUAACGGAAAGUCUAUGGUAAGUAAACUUCAUAAAGAUCGAGUCAUGGAAUUUUUACAAGGUUUCCAUGACCGUUUUUCAUCCAUUCGUAGUCAGAUCUUAUUGAUGGACCCUUUCCAUGCUAUUGUCAAGAUAUAUUCUCUAGUUCGUAAGGAAGAGAAUCAGCAGGAACUCAACUUUUCUUCUGUUCCUGCAAUCAAAUCAGCAGCUCUCCAUGUUGGGAAACAAGACCGUAGCCCUACUGUACAACAAAAUAUUCGUCAUCCUCCAACUGAUAAAGGGCGUCCAUUCUGCGGUCAUUAUAACAAAGUUGGACACGCUAGAGCUACUUGUUAUAAGCUACAUGAAUAUCCAUCACGGGACUCACGCCAAAGGGAUAAUCAAGCUACUUUUGUUGUUGUGCAAGAUGGUGAUCCACAACAUGGAUCUCAAGUUCUCGCACAAACUAUCACUCAUGAACAGUACAAUCGACGACGCUUGUUGAACCUUCAUCUGGUCCGUCAAGCCAUGAAAUAA